Aspergillus fijiensis CBS 313.89 is the source of this 669-nucleotide messenger RNA. RefSeq lists its product as uncharacterized. The transcript has 2 exons. NCBI's taxonomy places the organism in Eukaryota, Fungi, Ascomycota, Eurotiomycetes, Eurotiales, Aspergillaceae. The record is from RefSeq and is a predicted model, not a curated record. The annotation marks the transcript as partial.
GUCACCUCCGACCCCGAACGCUAUGAGCAGCCCAUCAACGAGCCCUCGGGCCCGGUCACCAACGACUCCCUCGCAGCCGAGUCAGCCACCAAGGGCGGCGCCUACGCCCAGAACCGCGGGGCGCAGCCCAUGGGCGUCGACGGCAAGAACUCCACCGUCACCAACACCGACACCUCGAGCGCCCGCAAGAUUGACCCCAACCACCGCGACACCCAAGACAAGUACCCGGAGGCCCUAGGCGGCCAGGGCAACUUCCCUGGCGCCCAUCUCCCGGAGUCCGGCUACACUGGCGGCUCGACGGCCGCCAAGCAGGAGCUCGGCCUCAACAAGGGCGAGUACUCUGCUGCUGCUUCGGGGCAGCAGCACGGCAGCGGCUACCAAGGCGGCGUGGCCGGCGUGGCCCCCUCCUACGUCCACGACGUCCUCGAUAACCUGGGCAACACCAAGCCCAAGGGCACCAACCUCAAGGAGGGGGACAUCCCCGACGACGCCCCCAACGCCAGCUACACCACCGACAUCGGCAGCGAGAACGACCCCGGCCGUCUGGCGCAGGGUGGCUUCCAGCUGAAGUCGGCGGAGAGCGGGCCCGCCGGCACCCCCGCUGGCCGCCAGAAAGGCGUCGACAACCAGCAGCCGUUCCAGGCUCUGCAGUCCGACCAGCGCGCUUAG